Cydia strobilella is the source of this 6026-nucleotide messenger RNA. RefSeq names its product ataxin-1-like (gene Atx-1). The record is from RefSeq and is a predicted model, not a curated record. The transcript has 4 exons. Gene Ontology annotation, molecular function: protein binding; RNA binding. Gene Ontology annotation, biological process: regulation of DNA-templated transcription. The coding region runs from base 531 to 1448 and encodes 305 amino acids. Lineage: Eukaryota; Metazoa; Arthropoda; Insecta; Lepidoptera; Tortricidae.
GCACCACGAGCGCUCGUCCGUAUUGCAUUAGUAUUUAUUUAUGUAUCGUGCAGGUUCUGGUUCUGGCGGCGCCGCGGGUCGCGGGUGGCGGGGGGAACACUUACUACGUGAUUAAUCCGCGCCCCCGCCCGGCCCGCGUCCCUUGCCGCGGCCAGGCGUACUCGCGCCGGGUUUCCUCGUCCCCGCGUCUCAUGGCCACUCACUACGCACGGGGCUCCGCCGUAGUGCCGCCUGCCGAUGCCGACGCCAGUCGCGUCGCGACCUGCGCCGACAACGGACGCUCCGCGUAAAUAUUUCAACUGUAUGAUAUCAUUCAUGCUAAUCUCCGCUCGUUGAUUUUCCUGCCCAGUGACCGCAGUGAAACCCGCGUCGCCGCGAGUGCCGAAUGUUAGUAGACGUCACCGGUGUAUUUUUCCGUCGGGAACUAAACCUGUUUGGAGUGACCGGCGACUAGUGAACGUUGCUGUGACCCGUGGCCUGCGAUGCUGCGCCCGUGACCGUCUUGCGACAGUGCCACGAAACCGCGUCCGAUGAUCUCGGCGAGACUCCCCGGCGAGGCGCUGGCCCAGCUGGGGCAGCUCGGGCCGCUGGGGCUGUACCCGCCGCCACCGCCGGCCGGCAUGACGCCCGAGUUCCUCGCGCCGCCGCCCCGGCCCUACGCGCGCUACGCGCAGCGCCGCCCGCGCGACAUGCCCGCGCCCCCCAACCCCCAAUCUCCCUCGUUUCCUAGCUAUCCGACCUUCCUCCCGCAUCCGUCGUACGCGUACAACCUGUACCGGGCGGGCCCUCGGGCGCCGCAGUCGCCGGCCAACUACCCCCUGCACCGGCCCACGUCGGGCUUCGUGCCGCCGGCUCCGGCGUCCCAUUCACCACCAGUGUCUGCGCCGGCGCCUUUACCUCCUGUCCACAGAGACGAACCUCCAAUUUCACCCGAGCGCGGCGCGCCCGCGGCAUACUUCUGCCGUGGUGCCCUCAUUCGACUCGAGGAUGGUUCGCUUCGGCGCGUCGAAGAGAUGAGGACAGAAGACUUUGUGAUGAGCGCAGAGCACAGUGGUGACCUGGCGUUGACUCAAUGCACGCUGCUACGGCUUGACGAGCGGGGCGACCGGCUCGCGCUCACGCUGACGUACGAUAGGAACCGGGCACAGGUGGAGCUGGACUCGACCGUAGACCACCCGUUCUUCGUGUACGGGCGUGGCUGGGCGUCCUGCAAGCCGGAGCGCACGCUGGCGCGGUACGGGUUGCACGUCCAACGACUGCAAGUAGGAGAUGUGUGCGUGUCUCUAGUCGCCAGGAAGCACGCCUCCGCGUCUCUCCCCCCGCACCCCUCCUCCGCGCCUCCUCAGACGCACCCGGAGAACCUCAGCGUUAAGGAAGACGCUCGCAAGCGGCGGUGGUCCGCUUCAGACGUGCUCGAAGACGACCGCCCCCUUCCAAAGAAACGCUGAAGCGUCGUGAUCGUCCUAAAACUAUCGUUUAGUUCGUUUCUUCCCAUAGUUGACGCGGAUUUUGAGCUGAAUUAGUGAUCGAACGCUUCAUCUUCCUGCUAUCUAACGAAAUCAGCUUCGCAAUAUUCUCACGUGGAUAGUGACAAUAACCCAGUGAGUGAGUCGCGUGCCCGUGCGGCCGCGGCCUUCCGCUGUACUAUCGGGAACUUUAGGUGCUUUUUACUGUCGGGUGCUUCUGUCGCAUAUGUGUACGUACGACAAUGUAAAUAUGUAUGUAAUUAUGAUAUUUAGAUCAAAGUUCAAUGUUACACUCCAUGACUAACUAAAUGUAUCACAAAUAUGUGACCGAACGUUUGCGCGAUGCGUAGGAGAGCAUAUAAAAAUAUUUUUGCACAUAUAUAGAUACCGAAACAAAUCAAAUCAUUAAUCUGUUUUUUUAGUUUAAAAUUAUAGUGAUGAGAACCGAAAAACUUAAUGAGCACAAAAAUAACAAUGUGUAUGUUUCUACCAGAUCUUAUAGUAGGUUAGAUUUUGUGAUAAACAAUGAGAUUUUCAAUCGCCAGUCCGUCGAGACGGCAUUGCAUAUUAUGUUAAACAAAGGUACAAUGAAUGUUUGGUAGGGUUAGCUAUGGGCUUACGUUCUAAAUGAGGAAGGGUUUCCUUGCCUUUUCACCGUUAAGUGAGGCUGCUUUUCCACCAGAUAGGUGGUUAAUGUUAAAGGCUAAACGAGAUCAAAACUAAACUACAGAAAUAUGGCUAAGCUAGGCAUUAAGUCCGCCUUUUGUACAAUUUUAUAUCGUGCAAUAAAGUUUAAAUAAAUAAAUAUGACUCAAUUACGGUAUUGACCAGAGCUAAACGGCAUAACAGAGCGGGUAAAUGCGUAUAACUCGCUUCCAGGCUCUCAUCCGUAGCUCGCAAUCCUUCACAAAAGACAUGUUCGUUCGACAUCAAACUUCGUUGAUUAAUUAGAAACACAGCUAGUCUGUAGACAUCUCUGGUAGAAAAGCCGUCUGAGUCAGGCGGGGAAGACGUAGCCCACUCCCAUGGUUGUGACAGACAUAUCCCGGCUCGCGAAACAAACAACCAAACAAACCCUGCUACAAACUUUCCCUAUUGGCUGUAGUAAGGACCGAACUUGGAGGUGGUGGCAAAUUUAUCUGACAAAUAAUUUGAUCGUAUUAUACAUUAUAAUAUCUAUUCUAAAAAUAAAAUAUAUAUGUACCUAUAUUAUGACGUUAAAUGUCAUCUCUAUUGUUUUUAGACGUCCAUGUGUAAUACACAUAACUUUUCUAUGAGAAGAUUGUUGUAUACAUAAUAAACACACAGUCUGUGAUAUUUUGUAGUUAUUGGUCAGAGUAGAUAUGAAGUAUUGCUUGAAUAAAGGAUAUAUGUUUAAGAGUACUAAGUGCGUAAUCGGUAAGGAGCUAUAUAGAUGUCGUAUACUCAAAAAUUUCGCUGGAGGAAACAAACAAAAUACAUAAACAAGUAGAGUCUGUGAUUUUAUACAUAUGUAUAUCGUUAUACCAAAUAACGACAAAUGCAAAGGCCAUAUCAAAAUCCAAUUAAUUUUAAAUAUUAUUAAGUGAAUAUUUACCGUUCUUCAUUUGGUAUAUUUUUAUUUGCAUAAUAUAAAUAGUAGAGUUUCACAUGGAUUUCCAACCGAAUACACGUAUUAUACGUACUUAGGUAUAAUGUUGAGUGUAAUGAUAUGGGUACAAGGAUGUUUGCCAUGCUAGGCGGGCCUGGCCCGCGGGACACGGGGUAGUUGUUUCAUUGUACCGUAAAUGUUACGUGCUUGUUAAUUGUAUGUUAAUUAUUAGUGGCCGGCCCGGCACCGCGCCCGGACACGGCCGGCGGAGCGUAGAUAAAGAGCUAAUAAUUUGUUGUAUAAUGUAUGUAAUUCUAGUUUUAUCAUGUUUAUUAUUAUAUUUUGUAAUUGUAAUGAAAGAUCUCAUUUUAUUAAUCGGUAUUUUCUAACAAGGCGCUUCAUUAGAUCAUGACUAAGCCUACCUCACAAACUUGAGACCGGGCGGCGCGCGCCGCGGCUGGUCGCCAACAAGAUCUCAAUUUGAUGAAAAUAAACUUAUAAAAAGACUGGGACGCUUUACUGAAUGUUGUGGGAUAGUAGUUUCUUUGAAGAUAUUACUUAAAUUAUGAUAUAGGAAGGAGCAUUUAUUUAGUGAACGGGCGCUCCGGGCGCUCCCGGCGCGACGCGCUGCGCUCCUCUUCCAAGCAAGCAAGUCGCUCGCUCGACUCGAUUAGUACAAAAAGUAUUAUUUCUCAAAAUUUUCAAUUCAGAAAGUAUUAACUUAAUUUCAAUGAAGGGUGCUAUACGAAAUGUUUUCGUUGACGUGUCAAGCACAAUACAUACUUAGGACACUAAUGUCCCGAUAUUUGCAAUAUUUUGGGUAUAAAUUGGCAGAAUCAAAGUUCUUCCAAGACUAAAAAUUUAUUGAAAUGUAGGUAACAGUUUAUAUUCCAAACCAGCUUCAGAGUUUUGUUCCCUUGAACUACUAACGUAUGUUCUAUGUAUUAUAACAGUUGCAAGCCAAUGUAAAUUAGAUAUACAAAAUCGAUUUUAACUAUUAUAUUUACAAUCAAUAAUUACUUCAUAUGGAGUAGUUAUCACAACAUUUAUAAAACCAUUGCUGUCAAGAAAGUUAUAUUUUUCCAUCAACUUACAUUAUGAUCAGACAAUACCUAUCCAAAUACUAUAUUUGUAAGUGAGAAACAAUAAUAUAUAUGAGGUAAUCACACUUGAGCAAAAUUACUUGAUUUCUUUGCACCAUGUUUCCAAAUAAUAAUAAAAAAUAAUUAUUGACGAUAGCGUUAAGGCAAGUUUACACAGUCUACGAUUAAGUGUAAACGAGCCCUAAGCUGGUUGAAGCAGGUCUCAGUUAUUUCUGCUCAACUGAUCGUCUCAUUUUUGUAAACACGAACAAAGUUUCUGCAUUACGCAAUGAAUAGCAAAGCACUUUUUUCAACACAUCAAUAAAAAAUCUAGUGAGCUAACAGAAACUUUGGUCCUGUAUAAUUGAAUACGUUAUUAUGUCACGAGUGUUCUUAAUGUUACGCGUGGCAAGGCCAGGAAAUUAUAUAUUAUAUUCAUCGUUAAGUUUAUUUCCGUUUUAUUUCUUUAAAAUUCGCUUGUCGACAAUAAGAUACAUAUAUACCUAAUCAUUCUUUCUAAUUCCAACGUACAGAUAUGAUCACUAUUCUUGUGGUCGAGUGAUCUUUGUAUGAGUGUUCAAACGUAGAGACCGACUAUCGGCACAUUGAUAGAAAUAAAACGUAGAAAUAAUUGCAAUUAUCUCUUUCCAUCUAGACGCUGUAACAAGUCAUUGAUUCAAGUGUGUGACAGAGAUAUAAUUAUUUUAUAAGUACACGAAUGACUCGACCUGCGUUGCAUAGUGACAAUAGAUAUCAUACUUAGAGUGCAGUGUUUCGUCGUUGCCAACAGAAUUAACGGGCAUUAUUCCAUACGCUAUGCUGACUAUAUGACCUUCUCAUAUCGGUAUAUCGAGUCACAUUUUAACCUUUAACCAAAAAGAACCCUCGGUGGGCGAGUCCGACUCGCACUUGUCCGGUUUUUUUUACUUAUAAAUAUAUGUAUAUUGCAAUUUAUAAAUAUAUUUUAGCGUGAGAACACUGGGGGCCUAGCCAAAAUGACAAUCGUUUGCGCUACGACAACGAUUGACAUCUUGACUAGGCCCCCUGGUCAGCAAUACCGAUUCGGGAGAUAGGAGUUUGAGCGUGUCGAAUAGAAGCCCAUGAUUUCCACAGUUUGUAGACCUUCCCAACUAACCAAGUACUUCCAACACAAGAUUGUGCCAUCUUACAGAUUUCUUAUUAUAUUCAACUGUUUUGGUCAAGAUAACGAAUUCCCAAUAAAGGAAUACCUGUCUAUAUACGUUAUCUAUUUCCAUGAUUAAAAUAUUCUUAAUUAUUGGUUAAAAUCGACAUGAUAUCCAACUUAACCUCAAACAGGUUUUGAUAGUGUUAAGCUGUGAAAUAACAACUUUGAUAGAUACUAGGUGAUUUUAGGGUCGUGAUCCUGAAUGUCAAUAAUGUGUUAAGAUGGUCAUAUCAUAAUAAAAAAACUUCCCCAUGGGGCUAACCAGAAAAUCACGAAAUUAAAUCUAAAGUACACCAUUGACGGCCCGAAACAGACGAAACGUUUGGGCCCAGGAGUAGGUAUAUUUUUUUCACGAUUUUCAUAUAGGUCUUAUAUGUAUAUCUUAAUACAUUUUUGACACUGGAUCACGGCCCUAAAAUCAUCCAGUAUAUUUGUUACAAAAUCACCUAUCAUGAGAAGCUUCUUAAUAUAUCUAUAAUAGAAAUACAGAUAGAUGCUUUUACUGGAGAAGUUGUGUCAUUUAUGUAAUAGAAAAAUAAAUAUAAAAUUGUUAUAUAAUUAUAUGAUGAAUGGCAAAAUAUAUAUGUAUAUUUUAUUGUAUAGCGGAGUGAGUACUAUUUCAGAUUAUGUAAAUGGAAAAUGUUAUAGACCGAGAUGUGUUAAAAUAGGUUAACUGUUUGUAAAAAGAAGAGAAAAUAUGUAUAACUGAAUAUUUGCUACAA